CUGUGAGAUGUUGGAAACCCCUGAAACCUGUAGAGGCUAUCAAUCUAGAGGACCAUCCCACGUCAUAGCUCCUCAAACCCCUAGAUAUACCGGACGGUAGGAGGCGAGAACCUGCAUGUCUGCACGAUAGGGACAGUCGCGACCCGGGAGGAUCAGGGUCGAUACAUCAUCCUGCCCGAGCAUCGAGAUGGGUCCAAAGCCUUUCGACAUUCCGCAGGUGUCUUUCCGGAUUGUUCCGUUCGAUGAGGACACCGUGUGGGAACGUCGCUAUAAGAAACAAGCCAACUUGAACCGGACACAGUUGGAAGGCUAUGGGUACAACUCGAGAAGUACAAAACCAUGGAGUCUACCGAAGCACUACAUGCGGUACAUCGAGCCGAUCGAAUCCGAAUUGGCCAAUCAGGUUGAGUAUGACAUGGACGAGCAAGACCGUGAAUGGGUCGACCUCGUUAAUACCGAGAGACAAAGCCAGCAGCUGGAUCGGCUGUCUUAUGAGCUGUUCGAGGUGAUAAUGGACAAGCUGGAGAAGGAAUGGUUCGACCUGGUCAAGAAGAUUCCCGCCCCUGAAGCUCUGCCGAUCGAGGACUCUAAAUGUUCCAUCUGUGAUGACGGUGAAGGGGAGAAUUCAAAUGCCAUCGUUUUUUGUGAUGGUUGCAAUCUGGCGGUACAUCAGGACUGUUACGGCGUACCUUAUAUCCCUGAAGGGCAAUGGCUCUGUAGGAAAUGUACGGUUGAGCCAGAGAACCCAGUAGACUGCAUUUUCUGUCCAGCAGAAGCUGGUGCGUUCAAGCAGACGACCAACAGCAAAUGGGCACAUUUACUGUGUGCCCUUUGGGUCCCGGAAGUCUCCGUCAGCAAUCCGGUCUAUAUGGAACCUAUCGAAGGAGCAGAAACGAUUCCCAAGAGCCGAUGGAAGCUGAUGUGCAGUAUCUGCCGUGUGAAGGGAGGAGCCUGUAUUCAGUGCGAUAACAAGAACUGCUUUACGGCCUUUCACGUCACAUGCGCACGGGCUCGCGGCAAUCUGGGAAGCAUGAAAGCUCUCCUACAAGACGGGGUGCUGAAAGCCUAUUGCGACAGACACAUGCCGGCCGAUCAAAUGGAGAUAGUCCAGGCUGCUCGAGCAGAGCAAGCCAACAUUGCUAGUCAACUGGAUGAAAACCGAAACGGUCCGCCGGAAUCAGUCAAAGUCUCGAACCUACCCCUAGAGGCGUCCAGAGGCGCAAAGAUCCCAGAGUUGGUCAAGACCGCCCGGGCCCAUGCUAAGAAGUACACGCAAGGCCCGCCUCUGGUUCCAGCCAUUCUCGUAGACAGCAUCCACGGAUACAUUCAGAAAGCACGUCUGAAAAGGAUGAGGGAGUGUAUCGAGAAGAUCUGCCGGUAUUGGAGCUUGAAGAGAGAAGCCAGGCGAGGGGCUCCCCUCUUGAAGAGGUUAUACCUAGAGCCCUGGACGGCGUCGAGCGCUUCCCGAGAGCAGACCGAUGCGGAGAAGGCUAAGAAGCUCGAGUAUAUGCGUCUUGUGCGGAACGAUCUGGAACGAGUCCGUACCCUAGUGGAACUUUGUCAGAAACGCGAGAAGGAGAAGCUACUCCAAGCUAGAGCACUCCAAGAGUUUAUCGAUGAAGUCUUGUUCCCGCAUGACAGCAAGCUUCGGUUUGCCUUCGAAAAGAUUAGCAGCCUCGAUCGCCAGCAGAUCUUUGCACAUCCCGUGUCUACAAAGGAUGUCCCAGACUAUCUGGAUAUAAUCAAGCAUCCUAUGAGCUGGGAUCAGAUCGACGACAGGUUGGAUACCCAUGCGUAUGGUGAUCUCUCCGAUUUCCAACGGGAUAUAUACUUGGUCCUCGACAACGCGAUGCUCUACAAUCCCAGCGAUCAUCCGUUCCAUAGACUCGCCAGCAAGAUAAAGAAGGCCGCAGUCGGUAUGUUUGCCGACUUGGCAAAUCAACUCGCAACAGUCACUGCGGGCUCGUCCGACCAGCAGACGAACGAUUCGCGAUCAUUGGAACCCAGUCCUCAAUCUCUACAGCCGCUGCUAUUUCGUGAUUCGGGGAGUCAACGUGACUUGCUGGCUCAGCUAUUCGCUUAUGAAUUCCGUCCACUUCCGCCACCUUCACCGCUGCCGCCACUACCCAAACUCAAACGCAUCAUAACGCCGGCUGAACGUCUGGCUCAGGCAGAACGACGAAAAGCUGAGGCGGAAGCUCUUCGCGCGGCGGGAUCGUCGAGACAUACUCGAUCAGCUGGCCCAUCAGCUUCUCAGAACACCAUCCACGAGGAGAUGUUACCUAAAGAACUUCGGACUGGCUACAUAAGAUCCAAGCCCACAUCGAGACGACCGACGGUUAAGGCGUCUUCGGACAGUCAGAACGCGGCAUCGAUUGAAGGCGCCGGCAGGACGUCAGAGUCGGCUGAUGACACCACGGUCAUACCUCUGAGAAGACCCGAGACGGGCGUCUUGGGAAAGAUCGUUUAUUCGCCUAUGACAGAUCAAGAGAGACGUGCCAAGGAGAAGCAGAUGAGUCUGGUCGUCGAUCAAGUAGACAUCAAGGAGACCUUUUCCAGGUUCAAUGUCGGAUACGUUCUACCUGAAGGUAGUAAACGGGGCGGUCGCUUACCCCUUCCGCCGCUACCCAUCGCGGGACCGAGCAGGCCUCGGCACAAGGCGCCCAAAUCGUCAUUUCCGAGGAAACGGAGUCCAACACCUCCAGCCGAUGCGAGUAGCAGUGACAUUUCAGAUGCUCCAGAAGAGGACACAACAGUUGCAGUCGUCAGACAGCGUGUGACGAUAGGAACCCCGGCUCGAGGUGUUACCAAGAAGGAUCAAACCAUCGCGAUUCCAGAGAGCGCUCGCGGAGUUACAGGACCGCCCUCUUCACCUCUCUCGAAUUUGAACGAUACGGAAAGCUCGCUGACUGCAAUAAGCGCCCCUGCAUCCGAAGGAGAAGGUCCGGUUGCAAUUGAAGACGACUAUGCUAUACCUCGUAUGACGAGACGCGCUGCGGCUCAGAUAGCCCUGGCCGACGACGAAGACCAAUCGAAAGCCGUUUCUCGCCAACGCUCUCGACGCCCGAGUACGAAACGCCGUUUAAUCGAAUCUUCGAUUCAAACAAUCGUACCUGGAUCCUCAGACGGUUUGCAAAUGGCGCUUGAUGACCCCGAAAGACAGCCCAAGCCUAUAGCGCCCUUCACACGAGCGCGCAGGACAAUCCCAGAGGAUAGUCCAAAGAGACAAGCACCAGGUCCCCCGAAGCCAAAGGUCAAUCCGACACUAGCUGAUUCGGAUACGGCUUCGGACGUUGUCAUGGAGGCGGACGACGAAGCCUAUGCGCUUGAUGAGAAGACGUGCAAGGAGCCCGUCGUUGCUCAGCGUCUGCAGGCAUUCCACGGCGCUAAUUCUGCCGGGAAGACGAAUAAAGGCUGGCUGGACCCUUAUCCAGUCGGAACGAUCGGUAAGCUGGGUGGUUGCGAUAGUAACGAGCCAGCAGACUGAUAUCCUGCGGGCACCGUUUUCUCAUGAUAGUAUGGGCCAAGGUCGGGAGCUUUCCUUUCUGUCCGGCUAGAGUAUUUGAUGUAUGGGGCGAAUACUACAAGGUGCCAGAAGCCGUUUGGGCGAUCCGUCCCAUCGACAACGAAGGACCAACAUGGCUAGUCCGGUUUUACGACCAGGGGCAGACCUUCGGCUGGUGUCAGG
Molecule: messenger RNA, 3688 nt
Organism: Filobasidium floriforme
Lineage: Eukaryota; Fungi; Basidiomycota; Tremellomycetes; Filobasidiales; Filobasidiaceae
Product: putative Bromodomain and PHD finger-containing protein 3
Exons: 14
Coding region: 188-3487 (1099 amino acids)
Biological process (GO): regulation of transcription by RNA polymerase II
Cellular component (GO): MOZ/MORF histone acetyltransferase complex
Molecular function (GO): protein binding
Source: RefSeq, a predicted model, not a curated record